AAUAGAAAUACUUUAAGUAAUUUAAGCUAGAUUAAAUAAGUUAACAGCUACUAAUUAAUAUAGUGUAAAAAAUCUACUUUUUAUUAAACACUCUACUAAUCACAAAAUAUUAAAGUAGAAAUGACUUCUUAUCAGUUGAAUAGCAAUUGUAAGGAAUUCUAAAUGAUCGAGUUUGACAAUGGAUAUUAUCAAGGUGAAAUGUAAAACAUGAAAAGAGAGGGAUUUGGCGUAUUCUACUGGGACUCAGGAUAAAUUUAUUUAGGUAAAUGGAGCAAAGAUUUUAUGGAGGAUGAAGGUGUAGUUUAUUUUAGUGAAGGUGGAUGUGCCUAUGGAAAUUUUAGAAGAAAUAAAUUAAAUGGAUAUGCUUGCGUUCUAGAUCCUUUUGAAAAUAUGAUAGUAGGUCAGUUUUCAAAGGGAAUAUUAGAUAAUGGAGUGUGGUACGAAAAAUUAACAAAUAAAUGGUUUCGAUAUGACACUUAAAAUUCAGAGCCAAAUAAAAACUAUGAGUUAACUACUAAAUCAUAAAUUCCUCAGGUAGUUACUCUCAAAGAAGUUAUUAAAAGGAUAUUUCAUGGGUGCCAAGGGAGGAGCUGUAUUAGAUAUAUAGAGUAUCCAGACACUACCUUUUAUUUAGGAGUAGCUGGUGAGAGUGGAAAAUAGCCAUCUGGUUUGGGUGUUCUCCAUGACUAUGAUAAUAAGGUCCUAUAAGUAGGGCAUCACAAAGGUAAAAAACUAAAUGGAGUAGGUAGACAAUACCUUGGGUUUAUGAUAAAUGAUGGGAUCUUUGAAAAGCAAGAGUUUAAAUAUGGAACAUAAUAUUUCAUUAGAGACAAGAAAUUUUUCUAUGGAUUUUUUAACGGUAAUUAAAUCAAAAAAAUUAUAAAAAGUGGGAUUGGUUAUCCAGGCUAUCUUUUAGCAUAUUAUAAACACCCGAGCAAAUAUGCUAAUGCUAAGAUUGACAAAGAAUAGGAAUAGGAGGUAAUGCAUAAUUAUUAGAGUUAGUAUGUUCAUAAUAGCAAUAUUGUAGGCUACUCUGAGAUAUACAAGUGCUCACCUAAGAAAAAGAAUUUACUUAUGUUUGUUGAGAAUAAAUUUUGUGAAGAUUUUAUUAGUCCUCACACAAGCAUUUAUCAAGAGGUUCUUGAAGCUGCUUAGUAUUAAAGAGCUUAAAAGCAAAAUAGCUCACUUUCUCCUAUGUAAAGAAAGAAAUUGCAAUUAUAUGAAGAUGAUGAAAGUAACUUUUAAAGUAAACAGUUUUCUUCUAAAAUAAGUCCUUCUUCUUCUCAAUCUUCCUAUAUUCCUUCUAAUUUAAGGAUAAAUAAUUUGAAAAACAAACAAACUCCAAAGUCAAAAGACUUUUUCAAUACUUCUACUGAUAAGAAAAAGAACAAACAAGUUGAUAUUUAAUAGAAUGAAUUUUAAUCCACUCAAAAAAAGAUAAAGAACUCUUCUCAAAACAGCUAAAUGAAAGAGUCUAACAUGAGUAAUCAAGAUAAUUAGCAUCAUAUAUUUAUUUAAGACAGUAUUUAAUUAGAUUAUGUAAACACUUAGCCUUAAGAAUAACAAUUUAACAGAUAAAUGGAAAAAUAAAGCAUGGAUAAUUCAAAUUCUAAUUAGAAUUUAGCUAAGAUAUCUUUAUUAAAGAAUGAAAGGCUACAACAAAAGUUAUUAAAAGGAAGCAAUGAAUUCAAUAAUAUCAACGUGUAAUGUCAAAAUCCUUUUGAUAAUCAGUAAAUAGAAUAAAAUAUAGACUAAUCUUUUUCUUAGAAUUCUGGCAAUCAGUCUAACUAAAAUGAAAUAAUUUCUUCUAGUUAAAAUAAAUAAGAAAACAAAAUAUACAGUUUAUAUUCUUCUACAAAUCAAAGCUCAAAUCUUGCAGAUAAUUAAAAUAUGCAGUUUUUUUAGCCAACUGUUUCUAUUUCAGACGAAUUGUUAAUUAAAUAGUAAAUUUUAUAGCAAGAAAGAGAAAAAAAAUCUUUUUAAAGUUCUUAGUUUUAAUUAGAUGAGCAGAAUGAUUGCAUUGAUGGAGAGACUAAUCUUAAUGAAGAAAACAUGUAAAUGUAGAUUUAAUAAAUGCUUUAGACAUUUAAUGCUAAAAAUUAAACAGGAAAAUAAUUUUCUGUAGAUUCAAAUCGUUUACAUUUUAGCCAUGAGAAUCGUCUACCAUUAGAUGGAAAAAUAAAAGAAUCUUUUUAAAUAUAAAAUAACAAUUCUCAUGCAUAGUAAAAUCAAUUUAAGGAGUAUUCUUUAGGAAGUUAACAAAUGAAUGAAAUGCUAGGAAGUUAGUAUUAAAACUCUCUUCAUGAAAGUAAAAAUAUUAAUGUAGAUAAUGAGUUAUUUUUAUGCAACAACUAACAGAACAAUUAAUAAUUGCUUGAAUAAAUUAAAUAAUUCGCUUUUCCUAAUGCACAAUAAUAAUACGAAGAGUAAUUUUAUGAUGAAAUCCCUAAUACUUUGGCUCCUGACAACAAAGUUGAAACUAGUUCUAGAAGAAAUUCAAGCGAAAUUAAUUUAGAUGAGAGCGACAAUACAAACGAUAAAAGAAAGCAUGAAACUCCAAGAUUCGAUUUAAAAUAAGCUAACAAGAGAUUGCUAAACGAACUUGAUAGCACUUAUCAAAAUGCUGCCAAAGAAGUUAGCAGUCUAUUUAAAGAUAUAAAAAACUAAAUUAAUAACCAAGAUGAGAUUUUAAGUGAAUAAUGCAACUAAGAAAGUAAUAAAAACUUAACCUUAAAUCAAGAUAUUUAAAAAAAAUUGUAAAACUAAUUAAAUCUGAAAUAACAAAAUCAUUUAGAUAUAAGAAACUCUUUCUAAGAAAAUAGCGUAUUUGAAAGUGUUUAGAAUGGCAUUCUUAAUUAUCCUAAUCAAAUAGAAAUUUAAGAAUCUCAGUUGGUUGAUACUUUUCAAAAUUGUUAAGGCUAAUAAAUAAAUGAUAUUAAAUAGAUGUAAAAUUAGAAUAGUUCUUAAGAUAACAGUUCUUAUUUAGCAAACAUUUUAAGAAAAUAGUAAAUUGAUUACAAGAUAAAUUAGCCUAGCUUUUAAUUAAAUGAGGAGAGUCCUGAAAAUAUUUAGGAAGAUUUAAUAGAAUAAAUAAAAAGAAUGAGAAAAAACACAAAUGAAAGCAGAGACAAUUAAAAUAUCAAUUAAAAAAAUGUAUAGACAGAGUAAUAAAGUGUUUAAUAACAAAAAGUAUAGACAAAUGGAGGUAAUUCUCUUAGUGACUAUUUGGUUUAGAAUAACUAAAAUUUUCUAGAGGAAAGCUUAGGGAAAAAUAGCUUUGAUGGCAGAAAUAGAUUAGAAUCAAUUUAAUUACCAGUUACUCCUCCUAAUUUGUCUUAUAAUUAUUAAGAUAAAAGAACAGAAAAUUAACUAAAUAUGGAUAAGAUUAAAAAUCAAAAUAAUAAAGAAGAGGCAACGAAGUUAGAAUAUAAUAAAAACGAAGAUUCUAUUAGGUUCAGUGAGACAUAAAAUCAGCAAAUAAUACAAAAGCUUACUAAUUUAAAUUAGGUUAAAAGGAGAAAAGAUACUAGCGAUUCAUUUGAGUGCAAUAUAAAUUAAAGCCAAAACGAUUUUAAUUUUAACGACUCCUAAGCUUAAUUUUAAGUGUAAAGUGUAAAAAAUGAAGAAAAUUACAAAAGUUUGAUGCAAAUUAUACCUGAAAAUAAAGAAACAGAAUCUACUAAGAAUUCUGACAUUUAAUAGCAAAAUUUAAAAGACAAAAUUUUAGAUUAAACACGCUAUAAAAGUGUAUCAGUUGUUUCUUAUGACCACUUUUCAAAGAAUAACAAUAAAAUUAAUCUGCAUUUACCAAAUUAAAAUGCUUUCUUUGACGUCUAAAAUAAUGAUUUAUUAAAACAAAAUGAAGAUCUUAAUUGCACAAUCGAAGAUGAAGAUGAAGAAAAAAAAGUUAAAUUUCACUUUAUCAAUUAAUCACCCUCAAGACCAUUUUUGACUCAGACUUCUGCUUAUAAGAAAAGAAGAAGAAUAUUUGAAAAUCCUUUAAAUAGCUCGUUUUCUACAGUAAGUCCAUCGAUGAGCAAACAUACUUAUUCUCCCAAUUAGAAUUAGAGCAUGAACUUGAAUGUUUUCAUUCCAUCAAAUAAUGAGUAAAGAAUCAGUGAAUUUAAUUUCAAGAAAGUUGCAUAAAGUUAAAUUUAAAACAAGUUAGAGUACAGUGCAAAUGAAUUAAGAGAUAUCAAGCAAUUCAAUCUAGAAAAAAAUAGAUUAGAUACAAAUAGCAGCUUUGAUAAGCUAAAUAUAAGUGAAAAUCAUUUAAUUUUUACAAAUCCUUAGAUAAACCAGAUUCAGGAGUAUUCAACAUAAAACACUAAUAAUCAUUUUAAUAGUAACACCACUCAUUUAAGAAACAAAUCCAAUUGUAGCUCUCAUUAAUUCAUGUCUAACUAGUACAAUAACACAAACCCUCACUUAAUAAAUCAAAAUCAGUCCUAAUAAAAAUUAAGAAAUAUCCCUCAUCAUAAUUAAAAUCACCAUUAACGUAUACAUUCAUAGUAAGAUUUUAAAUCUUAUUAUAAUUCUAAUUAAACACUGUAGGAUUUCAAUAACCUGUCUACAGGAAACAACAACUUUGAAUCUUUAAAUAAUAUUUAAAAUCCUCACCAAUUCAACAGUUGCAAUCCAUAAUCAAGUGCAUUUAAUAAAUAGUAAAUAUCGUCUUUUGUAAAACCUGAAAAAUAAAACUUAGAAAUGAAAUAGCCUAGCCAAUCUUUAAUAAAAACUCCUAAAGAUUAACAAGAAUUUUUAAAAUAUAAUUUGAAUUAACUAGGAAACUAAGUACCAAUAAGAUAAGAAUCAAAGACUCUUCGAUAAAUAAUUGAUACAAGCAUAGACAAAAGUCAGAGUCCAAAAUACUAAGGAUUUUUCAGCUAAAAUGGACUUUAACAAAAGAAAGCAAGCUUUUUUACUAAUUCUGGAUGUGAGCCAAUUAUGUCAUUUAAAGUUUAAUAAAAAGAAUUCAAGGAUUAAUAUAACAGCAGUAAAAUUGAGCUGAGUAGACAUCUUUAACAAUCACUAAAUGAAUUAAGUGAACAAAAUCUUAGUUUUACUUAUGCUUCUCAUUAAAUAAAUAAUUAAAACAACAGUUAAAAUGAUUUGGUAUUUUAUGAUGAAGAAAACAACAAGAUAAAUAUUAAAAAAUAUGGUUAGAAAGAGAGUACUUAAUUUUAGCAUGUGCAAGCAAACUCUUCUAUCCAAUCAAAAGAAAAUAACUCUUUUCACUCAGCCUUUACUCAUAAGCAAAGAUAAAAUAAAUUUAAUCUAAAUCUAAAUUUAAGCUCUAUUAACGAUGAAUCAAACUUGCAAAAAUAAUCUAAAAUUCAAUCACUUAGCCAAACCUCUAAAAACACAAUCUCUCUAAGCGAAAUUUUAAAAUAAAACUAAAAACAAAACUCAAACACAUUUGAAUAAUUUAAAAGCUUGACCCCUUCUAAUGUACAAAACAAGCAACCAUAAAUUUAAUUCAAAGCUCAAAACCAUAUCAAAAGCCAAAACAAUUUCAAAAAAAUUUGA
This is a messenger RNA of Tetrahymena thermophila SB210, 5529 nucleotides long. RefSeq lists its product as hypothetical. Lineage: Eukaryota; Ciliophora; Oligohymenophorea; Hymenostomatida; Tetrahymenidae. The transcript is spliced from 6 exons. The record is from RefSeq and is a predicted model, not a curated record.